Molecule: messenger RNA, 2304 nt
Organism: Arvicanthis niloticus (Nile rat)
Lineage: Eukaryota; Metazoa; Chordata; Mammalia; Rodentia; Muridae
Gene: Ldb1
Product: LIM domain binding 1
Source: RefSeq, a predicted model, not a curated record
GCGUCACAUGCAUGCAGUUCCCGGGAGCGCUCCCUGCCCCUCGCCGCGCGGCGCACGCACGUCGUCGCUAGCGGCGCGCUCGCCCGGGUCACUUUGACACGGCUCUCCCCUCCCACUACCAGGACAAUUAGCAUAUUAAUAAAGCCCGGCCCAGCCCGACUCUGGCCGGAGAGCCGGCGCUUGCGAGAGGGAGAGGACGCGCGAACGGGAGCGAGCGCGAGGGCGGCGGCGAGGAGGGCGGCGGGAGCGCACAGACACGCACACGCACACGCGCACACACGGACACACACUCCGGGGACGCACACCCGCGCGUACACACGCAGAGGCAGCUCGCCUUCCUGCCUGGCUUCCUUCCUGUCUGCUCCGCGCCUGACAGGCCCCUCGCUGCAGGCAGGGGCGGCCCGCACCGGGCAGAGGCCGGGCCGGGCCGGCGGCGCGGGCAUCGGGGGCCGCGGGCGGCGGCAGCGGCUCAUGCCCGGCCUGUCCCUGCGAGGGGCGGGCAUCGUGACUCGGCUGGGUCCCCAGCGGCGGGCGAUGUGAAGAUGUCAGUGGGCUGUGCCUGUCCUGGUUGUUCCUCAAAGUCAUUCAAGCUGUACUCGCCGAAGGAGCCCCCGAACGGCAACGCCUUCCCUCCCUUCCAUCCCGGCACCAUGCUGGAUCGGGAUGUGGGCCCAACUCCCAUGUACCCACCUACAUACCUGGAGCCUGGGAUAGGGAGGCACACACCGUAUGGUAACCAAACUGACUACAGAAUAUUUGAGCUUAACAAACGGCUACAGAACUGGACAGAGGAGUGUGACAAUCUCUGGUGGGACGCCUUCACGACUGAGUUCUUUGAGGAUGAUGCCAUGUUGACCAUCACUUUCUGCCUGGAGGAUGGACCAAAGAGAUACACCAUUGGCCGCACCCUGAUACCACGCUACUUCCGAAGCAUUUUUGAGGGGGGCGCUACGGAGCUAUAUUACGUACUUAAGCAUCCCAAGGAGGCAUUCCACAGCAACUUUGUUUCCCUUGACUGUGACCAGGGCAGCAUGGUGACCCAGCAUGGCAAACCCAUGUUUACCCAGGUGUGUGUGGAAGGCCGGUUGUACCUGGAGUUCAUGUUUGACGACAUGAUGCGGAUAAAGACAUGGCACUUCAGUAUCCGGCAGCACAGAGAGCUCAUCCCCAGGAGUAUCCUGGCCAUGCACGCCCAGGACCCCCAAAUGCUGGAUCAGCUCUCCAAAAACAUCACCCGGUGUGGGUUGUCCAAUUCCACUCUCAACUACCUCCGACUCUGUGUGAUACUCGAGCCCAUGCAGGAACUCAUGUCCCGCCACAAGACCUACAGCCUCAGCCCCCGAGACUGCCUCAAGACCUGCCUUUUCCAAAAGUGGCAGCGCAUGGUAGCACCUCCUGCGGAGCCUGCACGACAGCAGCCCAGCAAACGGAGGAAAAGGAAGAUGUCAGGGGGUAGCACCAUGAGUUCGGGGGGUGGCAACACCAACAACAGCAACAGCAAGAAGAAGAGCCCAGCCAGCACCUUCGCUCUCUCCAGCCAGGUACCUGAUGUGAUGGUGGUGGGGGAGCCCACCCUGAUGGGCGGGGAGUUCGGGGACGAGGACGAGAGGCUCAUCACUCGGCUGGAGAACACCCAGUUUGACGCGGCCAACGGCAUUGACGACGAGGACAGCUUUAACAACUCCCCUGCACUGGGCGCCAACAGCCCCUGGAACAGCAAGCCUCCAUCCAGCCAAGAAAGCAAAUCGGAGAAUCCCACGUCACAGGCUUCCCAGUAAAGGCCUUACCACGGCCACCCAGCGCUCUGCCUGCCUACCCCUUACAGCUCCAGGGAGCAGAAGACAGAAUGAAGAGACUGGGCGUCUGAAAUGGGCAACCUCCAUCCACCCACUUCAGGGAGGGACUGGACUCGCUGGGGGCAGGUGCCAAGAUUUGCCCCCCAGUUGCCCUGGGCUGGGCCUGGCCCCUGCAGAGCCUUUUGGGGGAAGGGGGUACUCAUGUGGAUGCCUGUGUGGACCCUGGGCCUCUGAGAAAUGUCCUGACCCUCCUCUCCCCAGGGCAUUUGCCCCCAUUCUUACCCCAGGUUCUGGGUGCCCCAUCUUCCUGAUUUAUCCCUUUGAGCCUGGGGUUUGUACCCACAGCCCUUAGGGGUUAACUGUUGGGGCCUUGGUUGAACGCCCUUCCCCUAGGCGGCUGUCAACAGAGGGUAAAAUUCUGGGCUCCUCCCUUUUGCCACUUACCCAGCUCCAAGUUUUUAAAAAAAAUAAUAUUAUUAAAAAUGUAAAUUAAAAAAAAAAAGUCACU